UGAAAUCACACAGUCACUGUCACACAGAAGAGAAAUGGCGGAGAAAGGAGUUCAGCUGGAUCAGAAAAAGCUGUCGUGUUCGAUCUGUUUGGAUCUACUGAAGGAUCCGGUGGCUAUUCCCUGUGGACACAGCUACUGCAUGAGCUGUAUUAAAACUCACUGGGAUGGAGAGGAUGACAAGGAAGUCCACAGCUGCCCUCAGUGCAGACAGAGCUUCAGUCCCAGGCCUGUCCUGGUCAAAAACACCAUGUUAGCAGAUUUAGCGGAGGAGCUGAAGAAGACUGGACUCCAAGCUCCUCCUUCUGCUGCUCCUGCUGCUGACCACUGCUACGCUGGACCUGAAGACGUCUCCUGUGAUUUCUGCACUGACAGAAAGCUGAAAGCUGUGAAGUCCUGUCUGCAGUGUCUGGUCUCCUACUGCCACAAACACCUCCAGCCUCAUUAUGAUGUACCUCAGUUAAAGAAACACAAGCUGGUGGAACCCUUGGAGAAGCUCCAGGAACACAUUUGCCCUCGUCACGAUGAAGUAAUGAAGAUUUUUUGCCGCACUGAUCAGCAGUGUAUCUGUUAUCUUUGUACUGUGGAUCAACAUCUGGGCCACGACACAGUCACAUCUGCAGCGGAAAGAACUGAGAAGCAGACAGAGCUGGAGGUGAGUCGACAGAAAAUCCAACAGACGAUCAAGGACAAAGAGAAAAACAUCAUAGUGCUUCAGCAGGAGGUGAAAGCCAUCAGUCGCUAUGCUGAUGAAACAUUGGAAAAGAGUGAGAAGAUCCUCACUGAGAUGAUCCAACUUGUGGAGGAAAGACGGCGUGAUGUGAAGCAGCAGAUAAGAUCCAAAGAGGAAACUGAACUGGGCCGAGUCAAAGAGCUGGAGUCGAAGCUGGAGCGGGAGAUCGCUGAGCUGAGGAGGAAAGACGCUGAACUGGACAAACUCUCACACACAGACGACCACAACCAGUUUUUACUCCAGUAUCCAUCAGUGUCCAAACUCAGUGACCAUCCAGAUUCAUCCAGCAUCAACAUCAGUCCUCUGAACUACUUUGAGGACCUGACAGCAGCUGUGUCAGAGUUUGGAGAUAAACUACAGCCCAGUCAGAGAGAGACAGGGUCAAAGGUCUCACGGACAUUGACUAAAUCAGAUCUGUUAACAAUGAGAAAACCACAAGGUGAACCACACCUGACCAGAGCUGAAUUCUUACACUGUUCUUAUGAAAUCACACUGGAUCCGAACACCGUGAACACCGAGCUGUCGCUGUCUGAAGGAAACAAAAGGGUAACGGUUAUGGGACAAAAGCAGAAAUACGCAGAGCAUCCAUCCAGAUUCAGUUACUGGCAGCAGGUUCUGAGCAAAGAGUGUCUGAGAAAGUCUCGUGGGUGUUACUGGGAGGUGGAGUGGAUGGGGUGGAGUGGGAGUGCAGUUGCUGUAGCAGUCGCACAAAAGAAUAUUAAGAGAGACGGAAACUCUGAUCAUUGUAAAUUUGGGUUCAAUGACAAAUCUUGGGCCUUAUAUUGUACAAACAGCGGGUAUGGAUUUUAUCACAACAGAGUCAGAACUCCUGUGUCAGGUCCGGUUUCCUCCAGAAUCGGUGUGUACCUGAGUCACACGGCAGGUAUUCUGUGCUUUUACAGCAUCUCUGAAACCAUGACCCUCCUCCACAGAGUCCAGACCACAUUUACUCAGUCCCUGUACGCUGGCAUUUGGCUUACCUCUACUGGAGCCACUGCUCUAUUUACUGAACUGAAGUAGUUGGUUUACUGACUUUGUCUUUGUCAAUUUUGCUUUUUUCUUGGUCUUCUCAUAAGCUGAUUUUUAGUUUGAGUAUAUGUUAAAGCAGUGGUUCUAACCUUUUUUGGCUCGUGACCCCAUUUUAACGUCACAAAUUUCUGGCGACUCCAGGCAUUCAAAACACAGACAUUU
This is a messenger RNA of Sphaeramia orbicularis (orbiculate cardinalfish), 1921 nucleotides long. RefSeq names its product tripartite motif-containing protein 16-like. The coding region runs from base 35 to 1750 and encodes 571 amino acids. The record is from RefSeq and is a predicted model, not a curated record. The transcript has a single exon. Gene Ontology annotation, molecular function: protein binding; zinc ion binding. Lineage: Eukaryota; Metazoa; Chordata; Actinopteri; Kurtiformes; Apogonidae.